Molecule: messenger RNA, 1335 nt
Organism: Abrus precatorius (Indian licorice)
Lineage: Eukaryota; Viridiplantae; Streptophyta; Magnoliopsida; Fabales; Fabaceae
Product: pirin-like protein
Exons: 6
Coding region: 108-1070 (320 amino acids)
Source: RefSeq, a predicted model, not a curated record
UAAGGCAACCCAUAUUUUCUGCGCCUUCAUCUUCUCUUUCCACAUUCUCAAUGAUACCUAUAUAUACACAUCAUAUCCAGUCCCACGCAAAGACACCCAGCUAGCUUAUGAGAGCUAUAAGACACCACCUUUCACCGCUGAAUUCCAGGAUCACUCGCCCACCAUCUCUUUUUUCUUUAACAAAUAUCAUGUCAGAAUCUCAUCAUUCCCCUGCUUUCAACACACCCAGAUUGGUCCUCAAGAAGGUUUUGGCCAAAUCUCAACAUGAAGGCGAUGGAGCUGUUGUUAGAAGAGGCAUUGGAAGAAGCGAGUUGAAGAACUUGGAUCCCUUCCUAAUGUUGGAUCACUUCUCAGUAUCUCCCCCCGGAGGAUUCCCUGAUCAUCCACACAGAGGUUUUGAGACAGUCACCUACAUGCUAGAGGGAGGCAUAACUCACCAAGAUUUUGCUGGGCACGAGGGCACAAUAAGAACUGGUGAUGUUCAGUGGAUGACCGCAGGCAGGGGAAUAAUUCACUCUGAAAUGCCUGCAGAAGCAAACAACAAAGGAUUGCAACUAUGGAUCAAUUUAGCAGCCAAGGACAAAAUGAUUGAACCUAAUUAUCAAGAACUUCCAAGUGAGAACAUACCAACAGCAGAAAAAGAUGGGGUUGAGGUGAGAGUGAUAGCAGGAGGAGCAAUGGGGGUUCAUUCGCCUGUCUACACCAGAACUCCAACCAUGUUCCUUGAUUUCUCUAUGAUGCCCUCAACUCAGUGGCAUCAGAGUAUUCCAGAGUCGUGGAAUUCCUUUGUUUAUGUGAUUGAAGGAGAAGGAGAUUUUGGGUCUCCAAGUUCAUCACCGGUUAUGGCACACCAUGUCUUGGUUUUGACUCAAGGUGAUGGCCUUAGCGUCUGGAAUAACUCUUCAAAGCCUUUGAGGUUUGUGCUUAUUGGAGGACACCCACUUAACGAGCCUGUGGCUCAGUAUGGGCCUUUUGUCAUGAACACGCAGUCAGAAAUUGAGAAAACUAUUGAAGACUAUCACUAUGGCAAGAACGGAUUUGAGAUGCGGAAAUAUUGGCGAUCUCAAUAGUAAUCACUAAUAUAUGAUAGUGAAAUCAAAAUCUAUGUAUCUGAAAAAAAAUAAGAAGCCUGGUUUCCCUAUCCUUUUCAGUCACAGGCAUAGCUAUCAAAGUAGUAGGAGCUGAAAAGAAAUAUUGCUUAUUCUAUCAUUUUCAUUUCCAUGUACCAAAAAGUUUCUAGAAGAUCAAAAUUGCUGCCCGCCCAACUAUUGGUUGUGCCUCAGGUCAUCAUGGGUCAGCUUAUCUUGAUUUUUGCUCUCGCACUUGUUCCCUUUC